AUGUCGAUGCCUGAAAGAUCGUCGCCGGCACCACAAAGACAACCACCGUCGACGAGACCUUCCUUUCCUCCAGGCUAUAAGUAUGAACCUAACGACAAGAACCUCAUUGAAACACUACUUGGACGGGAACACUACUUUGGAGAGAACAAUAACUCAUUGCUCAAGUUUUUUAUUCAUCAAGCAAACAUCUACGAGUCCAAUCCAGAACAACUCUCAGUGGAAUACGAGAAAGGUAAUGAUACAGAAUGGUUCUUUAUAUCGGAGAGGAACAAGAAGAAGAAAGGUAAAGGUGGAAUUAAUCAGAAACGUGGAGGCAAUGGAGGAUACUGGCACGCAAAAGUUGCUACUAAGGACGUUUACGAUGGCCAAGGCAACAUUAUUGGCUACAAGAGUCCACUUACGUACUACGUGGGGAAACAACCCAAUGGCGUGAAAACUGAUUGGUUAAUGCAUGAAUAUUGGGUUGAUCAUGACCAGUCUGAUGAAGAAAAGGACUAUGCUCUGUGCAAGAUAUAUAAGAAGAAGAAAGCAAAGGAAGAAGAGAGUGAGAAGCAGAAGAAAGCACAUCAGUUUUGGCCAAGCCAGCUAGAGUCUUAUCAACCGCAGCCUCAUCAUCUUGCGUAUGAACAACUUAUAUUUCAGCCAGCCCCGCUGGAUCCCUCCUAUCAACCGCAGCCUCGUGGUUUGGCGUAUCAACAGCAGCAGUUUUGUCAAGGCCCGGUAAACUCUUCUCAACCGCAGCCUCCUCGUGAUAUUGAGUAUCAACAACCGUAUCAAAGGCAGCCUUAUGGUUUUGGGUAUGAGCAGUAUCUCAUGAUGACGACGCUAGAGGAAGAGAAUGGUGUCGCUACUCAACAACAACACCAACAACAGAUGAGUCUUCCUACUCCUCCUACGCAAGUUCAAGAUUCAAGAUCCCAUAUGGUGAUGACCGGCUGGAGAAAGGACAACAGUACCGAAGAAGACUUGUUGGAUAUGUCUAAAGAUGACAGGUUCUUUGACAUAGAUGAAUUAUUCAAUGAUGAGGAAGAACAUGAUGGUGUCGCUACUAAGGACCAACAACAACAGCAAAGUACACCGAGUUUUCCUGAUCAAAGUCAAGCUUCACCAUCGGACCAAGACUGGUCGGGUUCUUUUAAUGGCGAGUUCUAUGACAUUGAUGAAUUAAGGAACGAUGUAAAGAAAGGCCACGAUGAGUAG
Messenger RNA from Capsella rubella, 1200 nucleotides. Its product is annotated as protein BEARSKIN1. The coding region runs from base 1 to 1200 and encodes 399 amino acids. Gene Ontology annotation, molecular function: DNA binding. The record is from RefSeq and is a predicted model, not a curated record. Gene Ontology annotation, biological process: regulation of DNA-templated transcription. Lineage: Eukaryota; Viridiplantae; Streptophyta; Magnoliopsida; Brassicales; Brassicaceae. The transcript is spliced from 4 exons.